Paramecium sonneborni is the source of this 2212-nucleotide messenger RNA. Lineage: Eukaryota; Ciliophora; Oligohymenophorea; Peniculida; Parameciidae. The record is from the annotation of a GenBank genome assembly.
GCUAAAUGUAGCAAUAAUAAUAACAAUUAAGAUCAGGUGAAAUCAGAAGGCAAUCUUCAACAUAAUCAAAUAGUGCACUUGAUGAACCAUUUCUAAAAUUUUUAGCUGAAAGUAAUUAUUUGGAAAGUGAAUAAUCAUCCUAAGAAAAUCAUUAAAAAUUAACUAAAUGCAAAACUGAACAUCUACUUUAACCAAUAUAGCUUCUAAACUCCAAUUCAUUUACUGUUAGUGAUAAGAAGGUAUGCAUAAAAUUAGAAAAAAUAGUUUUCAUUUCCAGCAAAUGAAAUUCUUGAAUGGGAAACUUUACAAAUAACAUUGCCACCAGAAGUAUAUCAAUUUUUAUUAUAUAUGAAAACUUAAUGUAGUAAUGGUACCAUAGUUUAUACAAAUGAAUAAAUAUAAGGUUUGUUUGAUGAUAGUAAAGUAAUCAUGUAUAAAUAGAUAUAUUAAAAAUAGUAAAAAUUAAUUAGAAUUAUUUUAAAAAUUGUUAGAUAAAGGAUGGAUAUCAAAAACAACAAGAUUAUUCAAUGAUAUUGCAAUUAAUUUUUAUGCAUUAGCUGUAAAGAAAUUAACAUAUGAAAAUUUGGUUUGGAUUAUAAGAUCAAUAAAAAGAGAUUUAAUAACUCCAACAGAAAGAUUAGUUUAAAGUAGGAUUAAAGAAUGUUAUGGUUUAAAAUACAAUAGAAUUGAAUGGGAAUUAAUAAUGAAUUAAUUAAAAUCUCAAAAAUAAUAAAUAAAAUUUCGUUCAUCUAAUGGAAAAUUGAUUGAAUUACCAUUAUUAUCAGUAAAGAACAUAAAGGAUCCAUUGAUAUAAGAAGAAACAUAUGGAAUUUAUAUUUAAUAAUAGAAUUGGAUAGUUGAAGAUGAAUUUUAACCAGAAUUAGAUAAAAAAUAAGAGUGGAAUAUAUUUAUAGAAUUUUUGAUGGAUUUUUUUGCUAAAACAAAUGCAUAAAAUAAUAAAAUUUUAAAAGGUGGUAGAUAUGGUUGUGCAUAAUUCAUAAAGUUAUUAGGACCUAAGAAAUUAAGAGAUUUAUCACUAGGAAGAUUAACUCUUUAUGUUUAAAUGGCAGUUAAUAAGAGUUACAUUCGAUAUAAUAAAACUAUUUUGAUAUAAGAAAGUAGAGAAAAAUCAGAACAUACAACUGAUAGUUCUGCUGAUGGUGAUCCAUAAAUUAAAAUAAGAGUUAAAGAACUUUAAGAGUAAUUAAUAGAAUUGCUAUUAGAUAAUCCUGAUGGGUAUGAUUUAAUAAUUAAAUAAGAGUGUAUCGUUGGCAUAAAUACCUACAUUAUUAAAAGAAAGAGUCAAUUUUGAAUUAAAUUUAAUUGAAUUAGGUUUUCCUAAACUUAAAAAUUUUAUUGAAAGUGUUAAAGAUGUCAUUUCCAUUGAAAAUAGUGGUAGAAAUAAUUUUGUUGCUAAAUUAAAUUAUUCUAAAUUACCUAAAAAAUAUUAAAGUAAUUUUAAGUAAUAAAUUAUUAGAAGUUAAAUAAAGUGAAUCCUUUAAUUAAAAAUAUAUUUACACUGUUUUAUAAAUGAUUAAAAACAUUUUAAGUAAACACAAAUAUGGAAUUAGUAUUAAUCAAUUAUAUUAUGAUUUAUCUUAGUAAUUAGGAGAAUGGUUUAAUUAUCAAAGAUUUUAAUGCUAAAGUUUUUUUUAGUUUUUAUAAAAUUAUGCUGAAAAUAUUCUAGUAAUAGUUUGUUAAAAAGGAAAUCAAUAUUUAAUUUAUGAAAGAGAUUUAAGAUUUUUACCUCCUCCAUAACCAACUUAAGAUAUUAAUGAUUAAUAAUUUGAAUAUAUCUUAAGUGAAGCCUUUUAAUGUAGUUUAGGAUUAUCCAUACCAUAAUCAAGUUUUUCUGGAAGUUGGCUUGGUAAAGUAGGAGAUUCUUAAAUUAGAUAAAAAACACCUCCUCGUAUUGAAGAUUCUCAUUAAGAAAUUAAAGAUAAUCUCAAAUUUAUUGAUGAAUUAUUAGGUAAUUAUUUAUUAUUCAACUAUAUAUUUAGGUAAUGAAAAUAAAUAAAAUGAUACUUAUUCAAUCUAAGAUUGGUCUGAAAAAUCAAUGAAUCCAUUAGGAAUGAUAAGUUCAAUAAAUUAUGGUCAUAGUGAAAUCCAAGAUUUCGAUCUAACUAAAGAAUUAUAAUUCUCAAUCCAAUAAUAAUAAUAGUAACAAUAAUAAUAAUAAUAAUAAUAAAAUUAAGAUAUAAAAAGAAAAUGA